UUACGCUGUGACGUCACUUUAUUUGUCAACUUUGGAAAUGGACAUCGCUGGUUCGAUGUGCAUGACUUAUGAGGCCGCUGAUCUAGAAUACGAAGAGUUCCCACAAUGCAAUGAUCCAGUAACGCUUCUCGGAGAGAAAUACAGCACCAUAUAUGAUCUAGAAGACAUAAAACAUGACUUUCUCUCAAGACUGUGGUUCACUUAUAGGAGAGGAUUCUCACCAAUAGGAGGCACAGGGCCUACAGGGGACACAGGAUGGGGAUGUAUGUUAAGAUGUGGGCAGAUGAUGCUAGCUCAAGCACUCCUCCUACGUCACCUAGGUAGAGAUUGGAGAUGGCAGACAGAGAAAUAUGACCCUAAAUAUUGGGAGAUUGUGCGCAUGUUCCAAGACAAGAAAAAUUGCUGCUAUUCUAUUCAUCAAAUAGCUUCAAUGGGUGUGUCAGAGGGAAAGUCAGUAGGCCAGUGGUAUGGGCCAAACACUAUAGCCCAAGUCAUGAAGAAACUUGCAGUAUACGAUGAAUGGUCUUCACUAGUUGUACAUGUUGCCAUGGAUAACACAGUCAUAGAGGAUGAUAUUAGAGUAUUAUGUAGCUGCAAACCGAAUCCAAACAUUGAAGAGUUCAUGCUAGGCGAUAAAACAAACACUAAAAACAAUAAACAAAAACAAAAUAAACAAAAAGAUUCCACUAGUGCAAAAACAAACAAUUUAUUAACAAAUGGAGACUGUUCAAAUUCAAAUAUCUCAAGUCAAGGUCAGUCAUGUCAAGGUGAAGGUCGUGUGGAACCUAACAAGUGGCGACCUCUAUUGUUGAUCAUUCCAUUGAGAUUAGGGCUGACGGAUAUAAAUAUGGUUUAUGCUGAGAGUCUUAAGACUUGCUUAAGCUUCAGACAGUCAGUAGGAUUCAUAGGUGGCAAACCCAACCAUGCAUUAUGGUUCAAUGGACAUUUCCGUGAUGAAUUGAUCUAUCUCGACCCCCACACCACCCAGCCUGCAGUGAACCUGGACAGUAUGGGGAAGACCAGUGAUGAGACGUAUCACUGUCCAUAUACAAGCAGAAUGAGGAUUAAGGACCUAGACCCCUCAGUUGCUGUGGGGUUUUUCUGUGCAAAUGAAGCUGAUUUCAAUGACUUGUGCCAAACCAUCAACAAAUUUAUUCUAUCUGGAGAGAAAACUCCAAUGUUUGAACUCCACAAGAAACGUCCUGCCCACUGGCCUCCUUUUGAACCUCACGCUAAUCUAGCAGCAGGAGGUCCAUCUAGUGAUUAUGUAGAGAUUCAUGACAGACAAUAUGAUUCUGAUGAUGAAUUUGAGUUACUAUAGCAACCUGAGAUAUAACAAAAAAACAACAAACUAGCAUAUAUAGUUAUAUUUGCAGUCCAGACAAAACAAUUAAAAUACUUUAGAACCUAAGAGGGAACAUGUAACCCAGCAACUUAAACAACAAAUAUAGUAAGACAAGUUACUAUAGCAACAGAGACACAGAAAACAAGAACAAAUUACUAUAGCAACAGAGACAACAAACCAUUCUUGUAAGGAGAUUGACACAGAUAUAAUUUGUUAUUUUCAAUUACCUUUCAAAAUAAAGCUGUGAAAAUACAUGUAGGCUAUUAUACUCUUGUCUCAUGAUCAAAUCUGGAUUUUGCCUGUAUGUAUCUGACAUGCAUAUAUAAUGAUUGACAUUUACAAUGUGUACAUAAUUUAUUCCUGUGUCCUACAUAUACA
Owenia fusiformis is the source of this 1723-nucleotide messenger RNA. Lineage: Eukaryota; Metazoa; Annelida; Polychaeta; Sabellida; Oweniidae. The record is from the annotation of a GenBank genome assembly.